CUUGAAUCCCUCUCAGUGAACAAGGAAAGAAGAACAAAGGUCCCAAAAAGGACAAAAAACCGAGAGAGUCUGAGAGAGUUUCUUGCGGAAAUGAAGGUAGUGCAUCUGCUUCUACUGGUGGCCGCAGCCUGGUGGUUGCAGCAAGCCGGCGCCCCCACCGUGCCUGGAGACUGUCUACACGCCUGCGGGGGCGUGUCCGUGCCUUAUCCGUUCGGCCUCGAACCCCAGUGUGCGAGUUCCGUGGAGUUUUUGCUCAGUUGCACCACCACCACCACCACCCGAGGGAGCCAUGCUCGACUCCUGUUGGGGAACAUUCCAGUACGCAAGAUCUCAGUCGGGGACUCGACCAUGGUCGUCAGCCUCCCCAUAUUAUACGACUGCUACAACGAGAGCGGCCAGCCCGCAAACAAAAGCGAUUCUCUGGCCAUCAAUCUAUCUUCAUAUCCACAGUACACAUUGUCGGACACCCGGAACAACCUCACAGUCCUCGGCUGCGACACCUACGCCCUCGUGUCCGACAAAGAUCGGAUGUUCCGGACUGGCUGCAUCUCCUACUGCAGCGACCGCAUCGACUUCUCCAAGGAGACUGCUUGCUCCGGCCUCGGUUGCUGCCAAGCAUCCAUUCCCAAGGGGCUCAAGACGCUCCGCAUCAGAAUCUCCUCCAUCGACGGGCACGUGUCGGUCUCGCAAUUCAACCCCUGCGGACUGGCCUUCGUCGGGGACACGAAGGCGUUCGAUCUCUCCAACAGGACACUCCCGAGCUUCGAGGAUUUGGGCAAGAGCGUGGACCUCGUUCUGGACUGGAUGGUCGGAUGGAACGCGACCUGCGAGCAGGCCAAGUUGAACUGGUCGAGCUAUGCGUGUGGCAACAACACUGACUGCGAAAACUUUGGGAAUGGAACGGGUUACCGUUGCUUUUGCAGGGCCGGGCACGGGGGGAAUCCCUAUAGUCGCCCCGGCGGCUGUCAAGAUAUCGACGAGUGCAAGGACCCAGAGAAAUACCCAUGUCAUGGAAAGUGCCAGAAUCGGCCCGGGAGCUACUCAUGCGAUGGAAAGCACGGCGACAAUGAAGGCAGUCACCACCAAAAUGCUCGCCCCGCCUUAAUUGCUGCGGCGAUUUUUGUGCCCGUCUUGUGCAUAACUGUCGGUGCUUCAAUCUCCAUCACGUGGAAGUGGAGAAUCAGAAAGAUAAACUUCAGACGAAAUCGAGGAAAGCACUUGAAACAGCAAAGAGUUCGAAUCUUUACGGAGGCGGAGCUGGCAAAAGCAACCGGCAACUAUGAUGAAAGCAAUAAGCUCGGCGAGGGCAGUUUCGGUUCCGUCUAUAGAGGGCGAAUAGCCGGGGACGCCAACACCGUGUUGGCAGUCAAGAAGCCUAAAGAUGUGCACAAGUCUCUAAUAAAGAAGGAAUUCCAGGAUGAACUUAAAGCUGUGAUGCGGACAAACCGCAAAAAUGUGGUGAAGCUCAGCGGCAUAUGUUUGGAGACUAGAAUACCAUUGCUGGCUUAUGAAUACGUUCCGAAUGGCACCCUCUUCCAACACCUCCAUCAGAAUGCGUCAACCAUAUUAAAAUCUUGGAAGAACCGGCUCAGAAUAGCCGCCGAAGCUGCUCUUGCGCUCGCGUAUAUGCAUUCAUGCGCAGAACCCGCGAUCGUUCACGGCAAUAUCAAGUCGGCCAACAUACUUAUGGAUGAAAAUUACUCGGUGAAAGUAUCUGAUUUUGGAACUUCGGUACUUAUCUCACCAGAGCAUAUUCAUAUCGUGGCCACCAAAAUAGAAGGCACGCUAGGCUACAUUGAUCCGGAAUACUUAACCACGGGUAAGCUAACAAUUAAGAGCGAUGUGUACAGCUUUGGAGUUGUCCUCAUGGAGUUGCUCACGGGAAAGAAGCCUACAAGUUACAUUACCAAGUCCGGAGAGCCGAUCAGUAUCAUCCAUUGUUUCGUCUCUUCCGUGAAGGAUAAGACACUUUCCGACGUCAUAAACUUUGAGGUCUCUUCCGUGAAGGAUAAGACACUUUCCGACGUCAUAAACUUUGAGGCCGCUAAUGAAGACGAAAUCAAGAGAGUAGGAAUGGUUGCUGAGAUUGCGGUGAAGCGUUUGCACCAAAGCGGUGCGAAGAGGCCGGCAAUGCAGGAAGUGGCGCAGCAACUUGCCGGAAUUAACCCGAGCUCGACAGAUGAAGAAAAAAAUGAAGAGAUUGAAUGGAAAGUGGAUGGAGAAACCAGCCACUCCGUUGAGACUUCAAUUACUGACGAGGGGACGUCAAGCUGUCUUUUCUAUCUGGGAAUGAAUUCAGCAUGUUCCUGCAUCUGAUCCUUUAUUAUCAUAGUAACAUGUCUAAGGACUAUUAGGGUUGAUAGUGUAUUCUGAGUGCAUUUUAUGUUUGCCAAUUUGAUUUGGACUUAUAUUUGUGCAAGCAUCUUUGCAAUUUUAAGUGUGAGAAAUGUAAUAUAACAUAUGUAAAGCUGUGCAUUGAAGUGGACCUAUGGCCUUUGACAUUAUC
Molecule: messenger RNA, 2506 nt
Organism: Rhodamnia argentea
Lineage: Eukaryota; Viridiplantae; Streptophyta; Magnoliopsida; Myrtales; Myrtaceae
Product: wall-associated receptor kinase 2-like
Exons: 4
Coding region: 91-2316 (741 amino acids)
Biological process (GO): cell surface receptor signaling pathway; protein phosphorylation
Cellular component (GO): plasma membrane
Molecular function (GO): ATP binding; polysaccharide binding; calcium ion binding
Source: RefSeq, a predicted model, not a curated record